CCUCUGUUUAUUGAGUAACGAGUGCGUGUGAGGGGUCGAUUCACUAUGACUCGGCGAUGCUCUCAUUGUAGCCAUAACGGGCACAACUCGCGUACCUGCCCGACUAGAGGAGGGGUGAAGUUGUUUGGUGUUCGACUCACAGAUGGGUCUAUAAAGAAGAGUGCGAGUAUGGGCAACCUCUCCUCUGCUCAUCUUUGCUCUUCCGCCUCUGCUUCUGCGUCUCCCAACGCUGGUUCCCCUUCUUCUGAUCCCUUUCGUGAUCCUACUGCUGUUGCCGAAGGUUAUGUUUCUGAUGAUCCUGCUCAUGCAGCUUGUUCUUCUAGUUGCCGUGGUGAGAGGAAAAAGGGGGUCCCAUGGACGGAAGAGGAACACCGACUUUUUUUACUGGGGCUACAGAAGCUAGGAAAAGGGGAUUGGCGGGGGAUUGCACGUAGUUUUGUCAUGUCAAGGACUCCGACUCAGGUGGCCAGCCAUGCCCAGAAGUAUUUCAUUCGGCAGAGUAAUGCAUCCCGGAGAAAAAGACGAUCCAGCCUAUUCGACAUGGCGCCAGAUAUGUCCAUGGAGUCGACAACAGGGACAGAGGAGCACUUAUUGUGCCCAACUUCUCAAGCUAGUGAAACAGAGAAUGUAAACCCCAAGCCUCCUCUAGACCUCUCUCUCGACCAAGAAUGUGAACCUAUGGAGGCGACUUCCAAUGAUACACUAACGGAAGCUGAAGAAACUAUUGCAUCAAGUAAUUUCCCACCAAUGAUUCCUGGUUUUUUCCCGACGUAUUUACCUUCCCCUUUCUCAUUCUGGCCACCAAGUCUGGCUCCAGCAGGAGAAGAGAAACAAGCUAAGACUUCUCAACAUCAGGUCUUAAAGCCAACCCCCAUCCAUUGCAAGGACCCAGUCAAUGUAGACCAACUGAUGGCCAUGUCUAAGCUAAGCUUAGGAGAGGCUGCUAAGGGAAGUUUAGAACCUUCUUCCCUCUCUCAGAAAUUGCUGGGAACUCCAUCAAGGCAAUCAGCUUUUCAUGCAAGCACACCGGUUACUGAGUCAGAAUUGAGCCAGAACACUAGUGUAAUCCAUGCAGUGUAAGGCAGUGAAAAUAGGGUUAGUUUCCUUCUUUGUUCUUGUUUAUUGCUUUUAAAUAUAUUUAUUUUCUCAAUGCUUAUUUCAUUAUUCAUUUUUCCUAAUAUACUUAUAUAUAGAAGACAUUUAUUUGUAG
Telopea speciosissima is the source of this 1210-nucleotide messenger RNA. Its product is annotated as transcription factor MYBS3-like. Bases 46 to 1080 code for a protein of 344 amino acids. The record is from RefSeq and is a predicted model, not a curated record. Gene Ontology annotation, molecular function: DNA binding. The transcript is spliced from 3 exons. NCBI's taxonomy places the organism in Eukaryota, Viridiplantae, Streptophyta, Magnoliopsida, Proteales, Proteaceae. Gene Ontology annotation, biological process: response to gibberellin; response to ethylene; response to auxin.